This is a messenger RNA of Cajanus cajan (pigeon pea), 1630 nucleotides long. NCBI's taxonomy places the organism in Eukaryota, Viridiplantae, Streptophyta, Magnoliopsida, Fabales, Fabaceae. The record is from RefSeq and is a predicted model, not a curated record.
CAGAAAAUAAGAGAGAAGAAGAGGUUUGACUGGAGACAACAAGAGGCAGAAGAAGAAGAAGAAGAUGAGUGGUAUAGCGUUGUCCCCCGCGGCUUUGAGCCCCGUAAUCCCUAACAGAAUCAGGAAACUCAGACCAAAAGCCUCGCUCCACGCACAACAAGCUUUCACCUCUGACCCCUACGUUCUGGAACUGGCCGAAACGCUAGAAGAGUCCCUCCCCUCUUCUCCCUCCACCCCACUCCCUCUCCACAACCUCCGCCACGCCUCCUCCGAGGCCCUCCUCUCCACGCCAUGGCCCUCCCGCCGCCACGAGCCCUUCCGCUUCACCGACCUCUCCUUCAUCCGCCAAUCCCGCAUCCUCCCCCCCCCCGCCGCAGACCUCCCCCCCGCUGUCUACGCCGGCGCCCUCUCCGCCCUAUCCUCCCCCUCCCUCCUCCAACGCGUCUCCCAACUCCUCUCCCAAUUCCACCACCAUGACAUCUUCUGGUCCAUCAACGGAAUCGCCGCCCCCGAUUUAACCCUCAUCUACGUCCCCGAGAACUGCCACGUCGACAACCCCAUCCACUUGCACUACACCCCGCCGCACGCUACCACCCCCACCCCGAACACCAUGCACCUUUCCAACCCCAGGGUCCUUGUCAUCGUAGAAAAAGGAGCACACGUCCAAAUAACUGAGGAGUUUUCCAAUGAGAACCAAAAUCACCCUUAUUGGACUAAUGCAGCUUUUGAGGCAGUGAUUGGAGAAGCUGCCAACCUCACGCAUUCUUAUAUCCAGACUCAGUCAUUCCGUGCUGCUCACAUCAAAUGGACCUCUGUUCGUCAGGAAUCGUCUAGUACGUACAAGCUCACCGAGGUGAGCUCGGGAGGAAAAGUGGGAAGGCACAAUCUUCAUAUCCAGCAAUUGGGACCUCACACCGUCACCGAGUUAUCAACUUUGCAUUUGUCUGUUGGGGAUCAAACGCAGGACUUGCAUAGUUCUCUUGUCUUGGACCAUCCGCGGGGCUAUUCUCGACAACUCCAUAAAUGCAUUGUAACCCAUUCUCAGGGACAAGCUGUUUUUGACGGAAACAUUAAGGUUAACAGGUAUGCUCAACAAACAGAUGCAGGGCAGUUGACAAGAAGUCUUCUACUUGAGCCUCGUGCAACUGUGAAUGUCAAACCGAAUCUCCAAAUUGUGGCUGAUGAUGUUAAGUGCUCCCAUGGAGCUGCGAUAAGUGACCUGGAACAAAGUCAACUGCUGUAUUUUCAGGCACGCGGCAUUGACAUAAACACUGCUAGGAGAGUUCUGAUUUUUGCUUUUGGAGGGGAGGUCAUAGAUAAGUUUCCUAAUUCUUCCAUUAGAGACAAAGUACGGAGUCAGAUUAAAACGUUGUUGGAUCCAUCUUCGGAUUCGUCGUCAUUGUAGGUGUGUGAUAAAUGUGUACAUUUUAAGUUGCCGGAUAAAAUGAUGAAUUCAAAUCAAAAUAAUAUUCUUUUUACCAAAAUUCAUUGCUGAGACAAAAUUGAAGUGUGUUCUAUUAUGUAUGUAACUGAUGAGUGAAACAAUUGGUGCAUAAUGCUUCACCGUGUACCACCAAUUUCUAGGUGUAUUUACUUUUAAUGUGAAAAAAAGCAUUUGUUUAGUGUAAAA